Molecule: messenger RNA, 1407 nt
Organism: Catharus ustulatus (Swainson's thrush)
Lineage: Eukaryota; Metazoa; Chordata; Aves; Passeriformes; Turdidae
Gene: ITPRID1
Product: ITPR interacting domain containing 1
Molecular function (GO): signaling receptor binding
Source: RefSeq, a predicted model, not a curated record
AUGCUCCGAUUCUCUCGACAGUUCCGUUCAGUGGCCCAUCAAAGGUCCCUUCUAGAGUUUUCAGAAAGUCCAGUUAUGUCAAGCUGCAAGAAUCUCAGCUUUUCCCACACGCUCACUGGUCCAUCCCAAAGCAUGACUGAAUGGCUGGUGCUCUGGGAAAAGGAUCCAGUGGAGAUUCUGCUUGAUUUGGGGUUUGGUACAGAAGAACCUGAUGUCCUUACAAAAAUCCCUCCUCGAUUCCUCAGUGGUGUUUCUGUAGCAAAAGGAUUUGACAUCCAAGCCUUUUUGGAAGCUCAGAAGAAGCAGAUGGAUAUUGAGACACCAAACCUUUAUGAACGUUUUCAACAGCUGGAAGUACUUGACCAUGUAGUCAGUGCCAUCUCAUCUUUGCUGACCCAUGUCAAUACCAAACAGACCAAAGCACAGAACACUGGCAGGGGGGACACUAGUCGGAUGGAUGCUGCAAAACUCAGAUCUGCCAUCACACACUUGAAAUGGAAACCAAGUCAGUUCCUGUCAAGGGCUUCUCAGCAACCAAUGCUACUCAGUCCAGACACACAUUUUGCAUGUAUUAAAUUGGACUGUCUGACACAUCAACAAGUUCCUGGUGAUGGAGUACCUAUAACUUUUACUGGGAGAAGUUUUUCAGGUUAUGCCCCAUUUACCAAGGGCAUGCAUGGAGCUUGCAACCACCAUGAAGCGACUGGUAGACAGCAGAUUUUUCCUGUUUACCAUCGCCUUACUUCAAACAAGGCCUUGGAUGAAUGUAUCCUUCAUGAAAUAGAAGUAAUGAAAAACAUCUGCCAUCACGUCCAAGAGAAGCUUAAUGAGAUUGAACAGUGCCUGAUAAUAAUGGCACUGUUUUCUGGUGCUAUGUCAGAGGAAGAAAGGAAGGGAAGCAGAUAUCUGCAGUUCUUACAGCAAGCCAUUGGUCAGGAGGUUGCAGAGCUGGAAUUCCAACAGAACAAUUCGGCAUGUCAAGUCAGAGAGAGUAUCCUAAUCCAGCUGGACCAAUUACUAGCAGAACAAUCCCAUCUGUUUUCUGAGCUCAAAUUCUCUGACUGAAAGGGACAAAGAAAAGCCCAGAAUUAACAAGUGUUUCCAGAUGCUGUUGACACUGUGCAUUCUUGACGUGGGUGCUCAAAAAUGAUUCAUAAAAGAGCUCCUGGCAAAAACAUGACAGCAACAGGAUUUCUCUCUGCCCCACAGCAAGUGACAUCCUCAGUGAAGUUUCCUACCAGGGCACUACUUGAUCCAAAUUCAGCUGAGCCUGCCCCACAGCAGCUGUCCACCAGUAAUAAAGAAGUGAAAGAACAUCCACAAGGAAAAACGAAGUUUAAGAUAUCCAUAUACAAUGUAAGAAGUUUCAGGCUCAGCCCCAAGGUUUUAAGUGGAAGAGAUUGUUGA